CAUUUACGAUGACUAUUGCCGAGCAAAAGACUGGUAUCAACGAGAAGCGGACCGCGGAUGGAUGGAAGAAAACAAAAGCAGCAACAACGACCACCAACAAGGAAGGAACAAUUGAGCCCCACAGAGUUGCAACCGUCUGAGCGGAACCAGGCUACUUUGUCAGCAGCCUAACCGGUAUACAGUAACAACCAACAGGUGCCACGUAGCUGCCUCUAGUCACAGUUAAUCCUACUCUGCGACUGGACCAGUGGACCGCUUGAUUGACCGCUUGGAGCUACCCCCAUCAUCAUCCAACCAUGGGCGAGAAGAAAGAUGACGAUGCUGGUUCCUUGUCGAGUGGGAAUCGUCAGGAAGAAGAAGAGUCCUCGAACCAGCCCGAGGACCCCGAGUUGAGCUUUUCCUGGAAAGACUAUGCGGCCGAGAAUGAUCGGCGCGAAACUGAGGCUACUGCCGCCAGAGCGGAAGCCGCGGCGGCUCCUACCAAUGCACAAGCUGCUGUAGCAACGGCCAUUCGAGACGACUCGGAAGAAGAAUCAGAGGAGGAAGGAGAAGAAGAAGUGGCUGCAGGCGACGAAGAAGGAGGAGAAGGACGAAACAACAGCCAUCAUUCGGGGCUUACGACAGAAGAGUCGACAACGUCCGAGUACGAAGAGGACUUGUUCCCAGAAGGCGAAGCAUCUCACAAGGAUGACAAUAAUAAUAACAACAACAACAAAAGCAACAACGUUCGUAGCAGCGGUCGCAACAAGGGGGGGAGCCGUGCCGAUUCGAGUCUUUCGGGGAGCUCCUUUCACAGUGGCCUCACGGGGCCUUCGCAGCACUCGGCCACCAUUGAAGUCACUCCGGCCAUGUGGGCCCGCACGUGGAAUGACCGUGCGGACAAAUUCAAAAAAGAUCAUCCCCAAGAAUACAAGGAUGUCGAACGACAAAUGAAACGAAAGGACAUUCACAAAAUCGAAGAAGAACGAUCCCAGCGAAUUCACGAAAACAAAAUAUUCCAAAAUGUCGAUCGGCUAUUCAAAAUUCUGGGGGGAGCCUUUUUGACAUGGUGUUGUUGCAUCAUUAUUCUCUGUAUCGUCUUGGCGGUACUCAUGAAAGAGGAUUCCACGGCUCCCGCUGCACCCACGGCGACACCCCCGAAUGGGACCAUGACCACCAUGGCUCCAACUGUGGCACCUGUUGAUGUGGUGACAACAGAAACGGUUGCCAAUGUCACAAAGCUACGGUUGUAACAAAGCAUGUGUUUACUUCGGAGGCAAACCAUUGCUUUCGCGAACUGGUGGAGUACCUUAUUGUGGAAAACGCCCCCUUGCCUCGCUGCAGUUUGUCGGGCCAGUGGCGGGCUGUGCAAAAGCCGUCGUUUCAUUUGGUUGCCUGCUCUUGCAUGAAAUCUGAUCAAGGGCCGUGCCAUACCAGGGGUAUGCCGUCUCUGUUGAAUUCCGAGCUUUCUGGUGGGUCGGAAGUACCGCUGCUGUACUGUAGUCAUCUGUUACGUCAUGCAGAAUUUGUUGAGCCAAUGUGCUAGCAGGUAGCUCCCUCACCUUCUUACUAGAAGCUGACAAAUGGGAUGAUCAUCCUGCAAAGUCUCCAAUUCUGUGGUCUGGACACUGUUUGGGAUGUGCUCAAUGCACCUGGACCGACCCAAAGUCUGACAAACGUACAUGUACUUUAAAAGCCUUGCACAACACAAAGAAACUGCCAGUGCAUGUAAAAUAAAUUGGGCUAAAGCUUCGUGAAACGCCUCUACCAUCUCUGGGCCCAUUUCAUCCUGGUCUCGCAACACCUGCUUGGGCA
Messenger RNA from Seminavis robusta, 1794 nucleotides. The record is from the annotation of a GenBank genome assembly. Lineage: Eukaryota; Bacillariophyta; Bacillariophyceae; Naviculales; Naviculaceae.